GUAGUGACUGACAGUGAGUGAGUGAGCCAACAGUGAUGAACGUUGAUGUAAUAAAUAUGUUACCUGGUUGGUGAUGCAAACUAAAUAUUAGGUCUCUUGCUGUUUUCGUGUUUCAAAGACAGCACGCAGCAGGCUAAAUUUGGCCCAAACGAGCCGGCUUCGCAUAACUUUGACGCACGGAAGGGCGGGGUGCGGAUGAAAAGACUUUUAUACGACAUAGUGGCCGAUACUGACCGCCGGAUCAAAGCGCUAUCCCCGUUACGGGUAAAAGUCGGGUAUCAAAAUCCGCAGUAUGAAAUAGGUUACUUAAACUUCAUCCUAAUAGACAAGUACCGGAAAAUGGUUGACCGGUACAACCACUCGGUGUCCUUCGGCCGCCGGUUGUGGUUAAUGGAACACGUGCUCAACCUGAAAGAAAUACAGCAUUUAUAUUUCGACAUUCAUCACUUCGUCGGAAUGCUCCACGAGAUUGAGAGGAAGUACAAAAUCGUUGAACCAUUGGACAAACUAUUUACGACAACCACAUUGCCUUCUGACGCGACCACCACUACUACCUCGUCGAAACCGGAUGGUACCAGCAAACCAGCCGGAUUGGGGGGGAAAAAGAAGAAACGGACGACCCCCAGCAACAUGAAGGGGUGGCUCCUGUACCUGCAGAACCAGACCCGCAAGAAGAAGUCGACCAGGUGGUGGUGGCCGCUGGAGUACGGCUGGGAGAUCGACUACUGGUGCUACAAUUUUUAUGGUCAAAUGCCUAUAUUUAGGCCUGAACUUAAGUAAUGUCGAGCAAAGAAUCCUGGAGGAUUCAUCAUGGCCGGUGAAAAUGCUACUUUUGAAGGAGUAUUUUGCAGUCUUUUUCUGUUGAAAUCCGAUUCGCGGGCGGACAAGGACAAAAACGAUGAAGGCAGAUGGGACGGGGAGCUCCGCCGCGAGUUGUCAGACUCGGCCUACUUCGCAACCAAAGAAAAAGCGGAAAGCCUAGACUACAAGUUCAACUAUAGCAUAAUGGAAGAAGUCUAUAUCAGGAUGGAGAGAUUUGACAACACCACAUCUCUUCGCCGUAACGAUUACUGGCCGUUCAACGACUGGGGACGGAAUGUCCUCCGACAGUGCAAAUCGAUCACUACCAGCUUUCGAACCGCACUAACAGACUUCCGUCGAUACUUCCCGCUGAGGGUCACGUAUAGUGAGACCCUGGAGUAUGAAGUCGGGUACCUGGCUUACACCAUCAUAAUCAAAUACCAGAACCUGUUGGAGCUGUUCUACAUAAUCCAUGUACGGUACGCGCUACAGAACAAGACGGAUAAAGCUACGACUAGGUUUAUGUUCUACAUGUACCGUAAUAUGUUACACCUGGGUACAAGUAUAGUCCACCUCUGUAACAUGAUGCAUGAGGUGGAAAGGAAAUACAAAGGAUACGUCGGACUCUGGUCGAUCAAUGUAACAUGGAAAAUGAAGAAAAAAAAGAAGAAGAAGAAAUACAACAAAAACGGUCUGUUGACCCUUCAGCAGAAGAUCCGACAGAUUGAGAAGUGGAAGAAGGCUCAGGCCAAAAAGAAACGGCAGCAGCACCAAGCCGGGCAUAUAGUCAUCUAUGUGCCCACCCUGGAGCCCGCCAGGACGAAUUGGCCUCUCAUCUACGGUUGGUCUAUUGAAGAUUUUUGGAUGCAUUAAUGUUUUAAACGAGGAACCAGACAACGUUCUCCACAAAAUAUACAGAAUGCGCUGUACAUUGACUUCGUUUAACGUUCUAAUUGCAUGGUUAACAGACAUCUCUUUUACCUUUAUAUAAAGUAAAUAAUGACCCUUCUUUCUUACUCCUAAGCAUAACACACCUUUCACCCAUUAUUGCGUAUUUAAUCGAAGACGAAAGUCAAAGAGAGACGUCGUAUUUGUUCUCGAAUU
Pectinophora gossypiella (pink bollworm) is the source of this 1905-nucleotide messenger RNA. RefSeq lists its product as uncharacterized. The transcript is spliced from 11 exons. The record is from RefSeq and is a predicted model, not a curated record. The coding region runs from base 811 to 1674 and encodes 287 amino acids. Lineage: Eukaryota; Metazoa; Arthropoda; Insecta; Lepidoptera; Gelechiidae.